Molecule: messenger RNA, 563 nt
Organism: Emiliania huxleyi CCMP1516
Lineage: Eukaryota; Haptophyta; Isochrysidales; Noelaerhabdaceae
Exons: 1
Biological process (GO): fatty acid metabolic process
Molecular function (GO): fatty-acyl-CoA binding; phosphatidylinositol binding
Source: RefSeq, a predicted model, not a curated record
AUGUCCACCUGGGCCGACCAGAUCGAGGCCGCUCGUGGGCAGCACAGCGACGUGGCAACUUUCGACGCUGCGUGCAGCUGGGUGCAGGACGUCGCCGCUCCGCAGCGGCUCCUGCCUGACGCCUGCCUCUUGCGGCUGUAUGCUGCCUUCAAGCAGGCGACAGUUGGCCCGGCGCCGCCGCGCUCUGGCCAGUUGGACCCGAAAAAGCGCGCCAAGUGGCAGGCGUGGGACGCUGUGCGCAGCCUCGACAAAAGAGAGGCUCGCCACCUCUACUGCACGCUCGUCACACAGUUCUCAGCGGCCGCCGCGGCGGCGACGCCAACGCGAGGAGGUCAGCCUCCAACGCCAACGCCAAAGCCGACCAGCGCGCCGGCGGCCGCCACGGAGCUGCUGCCCGUGACUUCCCGCGUUCUCUCUUUUGGACCGAGCCGCAGCGGCGCAGUCGUGUACCGCGUCGCGUCGCGCUGGGCCGGCGGCGGCAGCGUGUCUACGCACCGGCGCUUCUCAGACUUCCGCACGCUGCACACGGCGCUGCGCAGCCCGCUCUCGCUCGGCGAGUUCCC